Messenger RNA from Gongylonema pulchrum, 192 nucleotides. Lineage: Eukaryota; Metazoa; Nematoda; Chromadorea; Rhabditida; Gongylonematidae. The record is from the annotation of a GenBank genome assembly.
GGUCCUGGACGGAUGCGUACAGAUAGUGCCCGGAGCAGUAUAGCCGAUCGUUCUGAACGACAUGAAAGAAAUAAGCUGCAGCUGGAGCUACUAACUAAACCAAUGGAUAGUAAGGAAAAAGAUUUACCGGCCAGGCCGACCGGCACAUUUGGCCUUGCGAAACCAGUGGAUCUGAAAAAGAGAGUCAUCUGA